Athene cunicularia (burrowing owl) is the source of this 1976-nucleotide messenger RNA. It is a transcript of the gene BDNF, whose product is annotated as brain derived neurotrophic factor. The transcript has 2 exons. NCBI's taxonomy places the organism in Eukaryota, Metazoa, Chordata, Aves, Strigiformes, Strigidae. Gene Ontology annotation, molecular function: growth factor activity; nerve growth factor receptor binding. Gene Ontology annotation, biological process: memory; nerve development; negative regulation of neuron apoptotic process. Bases 182 to 922 code for a protein of 246 amino acids. The record is from RefSeq and is a predicted model, not a curated record.
UGCUUGGCUGUCCCAAGCCCGAAGGUCAUCACAUCGUCCUGCCUGUUCGUGUCAGGUAGCGCCUCGGUGCACGUCGGUGCCUCCGCUCGCGGAGCAGGAGCGCUGCCUGGGAGCGCGUGGGUGAAAACUUGACGCCAGCCGUGGCCCAGACUUAGUCUAGUUCCACCAAGUGAGAAGAGUGAUGACCAUCCUUUUCCUUACUAUGGUUAUCUCAUACUUCAGUUGCAUGAAAGCUGCCCCGAUGAAAGAAGCUAGUGUAAGAGGACAAGGCAGCUUGGCUUACCCAGGUCUUCGGACCCACGGGACUCUUGAGAGCCUAAAUGGGCCCAGUGCUGGUUCAAGAGGACUGACAUCGCUGGCGGACACUUUUGAACAUGUCAUAGAGGAGCUCCUAGACGAGGACCAGGACAUCCAGCCCAGCGAGGAGAACAAGGAUGCAGACUUGUACACAUCCCGAGUCAUGCUAAGCAGUCAAGUGCCUUUGGAACCCCCACUGCUCUUUCUGCUCGAGGAGUACAAAAACUACUUGGAUGCUGCAAACAUGUCCAUGAGGGUCCGGCGCCACUCUGACCCAGCUCGCCGCGGGGAACUGAGCGUUUGUGACAGCACGAGCGAGUGGGUGACGGCAGCAGAGAAAAAGACUGCAGUGGACAUGUCCGGGGCGACCGUCACAGUCCUGGAAAAAGUCCCAGUACCCAAAGGCCAACUGAAGCAAUACUUCUACGAGACCAAAUGCAACCCCAAAGGGUACACAAAGGAGGGCUGCAGGGGCAUAGACAAGAGGCACUGGAACUCCCAGUGCCGAACUACCCAGUCUUACGUGAGAGCUCUCACCAUGGAUAAUAAAAAGAGAGUUGGCUGGCGCUUUAUAAGGAUAGACACUUCCUGUGUAUGUACAUUAACCAUUAAAAGGGGAAGAUAGUGGAUUCGUGUUGUAUAGAUUAUAUUGAGACAAAAUUAUCUAUUUGUAUAUAUACAUAACAGGGUAAAUUAUUCGGUAAAAAAUAAUUUUAUGGACUGCAUGUAUAACUGAAGUUUAUACAGUACAGUGGUUCCACAAUCUAUUUAUUGAACAUAUCCAUGACCUGAAGGGGAACAAAAGUCAUUUGCGCACAAGUUAAAAAAAAAAAAAAACAAAAAAAAACAAAAAAAACAAAAAAAAAAAACCAAAACAAAAAAAAAGAAAAACAAGCAAACAAAAAGUCUGCAUUACAUUCCUCGAUAACUUUGUGGUUUGUCGCCGUUGCCAAGAAUUGAAAAUAUAAAAAGUUUAAAAAAAAAAAAAGAAUAAAAUUGCAUGCUGCUUCAAUUGUGAAUUGAUGAUAAACUGUCCUCUUUCAGAAAAAUAAAUUGAACCAAAACAUUCCGUUUACAUUUUAGACAGUAAGUAUCUUUAUUCCUGUUAGUAUUAUAUCUGUUUACUGCUUUUAACUUCUGAUAGCGUUGGAAUUAAAACAAUGUCAAGGUGCUGUUGUCAUAGUUUUACUGUUCUCUUUUACUUUUGAACUCCCAUCAGAUUGAAAAAGAAAAAAAAAAAAAUCAUUACCUUACUCUGGAUUAAAAACAAAUUUGUUUUUUGUAUGUUGUGAAGGUGUUUGCAAUAGCAAUCCAACUACUGACAAAAAAAAUAAUAAAAAAAGAGGCAACUGAAAAAGAAUGGUGAUGUUCCACUUCACAUUGUUGAACUUCAGGCUUAAAGGCAGCACUUAUUUAACUGUACGGCAACAUGCUUUUUUGGGUUAUUUUUCUCUUUUUUUAUUUGCUGUCUUUUGAGACCUGCAUUUGCUUAUACCAUGUUUGUUUGUGUUUGGUUUUUUUUUCUUUUUUUUUUUUUUACCUUUCUUCCCUCUGUAAGGAUGUUGGUUGUGAUCUUUAAAGUAUUCCACUUACCAUACAACUGGAGUUGUCACGUAAAGUUUAUUAUAUAGUGUUGAGAGCAAUGAUUUUUUCAUGUAAUAAAAGACUCUGUGCUUGGA